CGGGAAUUAGGGUUUUAAUCGGUACAGAGAGAAACAGGAUAGCGUGCUUGUUCGACGUGGUUGACGACGGCACCCCUAUGAUGUCGGAAUCCGGCGGCGGAGCCACCGACAACAACCACCUCAUCAAUCGGUGGACCGGGAGGCCUUUUUCGCAGAGGUACUUUGAGAUUCUGGAGAAGAGGAAGAGUCUUCCCGUUUGGCACCAGAAACACCAGUUCUUGCAAACUCUCGCCCAUAACCAGAUUCUCAUUCUCGUCGGUGAAACUGGCAGUGGCAAAACCACGCAGAUUCCUCAAUUUGUUUUGAAUGCUGUUGAUUUAGAAACACCAGAUAAAUGCAGGAAGAUGAUGAUUGCGUGCACUCAGCCUCGGAGAGUGGCUGCAAUGUCUGUUUCCCGGCGUGUGGCUGAAGAGAUGGAUGUAACGAUUGGUGAAGAGGUUGGUUAUAGUAUCAGAUUUGAAGACUGCAGCAGUUCAAGGACAGUUUUGAAGUAUCUCACAGAUGGUAUGCUUUUAAGAGAAGCAAUGACAGAUCCACUCUUGGAACAAUAUAAAGUAAUUAUUCUCGAUGAGGCACAUGAAAGGACUUUGGCUACAGAUGUGCUAUUUGGCCUUAUAAAGGAAGUUCUUAAAAAUAGACAUGACUUAAAGUUAGUUGUAAUGAGUGCGACUCUAGAAGCUGAAAAGUUCCAGGGCUACUUUAGUGGUGCCCCUCUUAUGAAAGUUCCAGGAAGGCUGCAUCCUGUUGAAAUUUUUUAUACUCAGGAACCUGAAAGAGAUUACCUGGAGGCUGCUAUUAGGACGGUGAUGCAGAUACACAUGGGCGAACCUUCUGGGGAUAUACUUGUUUUUCUAACGGGAGAGGAAGAGAUAGAAGAUGCAUGCCGCAAAAUAUCUAAAGAAAUUUCAAAUUUGGGAGAUCAGGUGGGCCCUGUGAAAGUGGUAUCCCUCUAUUCUACUCUUCCCCCAGCUAUGCAGCAGAAAAUUUUUGAACCACCUCCACCUCCACUAAAGGAGGGUGGGCCUCCUGGAAGGAAAAUUAUUGUGUCAACAAACAUAGCUGAAACCUCCUUAACAAUUGAUGGCAUUGUCUAUGUUAUUGACCCUGGUUUCUCUAAGCAGAAGGUUUAUAACCCACGAGUUCGUGUUGAGUCUUUAUUAGUGUCACCAAUAUCAAAAGCAAGUGCGCAUCAGAGAUCAGGACGUGCUGGAAGAACUCAACCAGGGAAAUGUUUUAGACUUUAUACUGAGAAAAGUUUCAAUAACGAUCUACAGCCUCAGACCUAUCCCGAAAUUUUGAGAUCAAAUCUUGCCAACUCUGUUCUUACCUUGAAGAAACUGGGUAUAGAUGAUUUAGUGCAUUUUGAUUUCAUGGACCCUCCCGCCCCUGAGACCUUGAUGCGUGCAUUGGAAGUGUUGAAUUACUUGGGAGCACUGGACGAUGAUGGUACCUUAACAAAGUUGGGAGAGAUUAUGAGUGAAUUUCCCUUGGAUCCACAGAUGUCAAAGAUGCUUAUUGUGAGUCCCGAAUUCAACUGUUCAAAUGAGAUUCUGUCAAUGUGUGCCAUGCUUUCAGCAAAUGCUCUGGUCUCGCCUCUAUGCAUCUGCUGACCUACCGUGGCCUCCUCUGUGAUAAUCAAUUUCUUUCUUUAGCCCCCAAUUGCUUUGUCCGGCCUAGGGAAGCACAAAAAGCUGCUGAUGAAGCUAAAGCUAGGUUUGGGCACACUGAUGGGGAUCAUCUCACACUCUUGAAUGUCUACCAUGCAUACAAGCAAAAUAAUGAGGAUCCCUCUUGGUGCUACGAUAACUUUGUUAAUCAAAGGGCACUGACAUCAGCUGAUAAUGUUAGACAACAGUUAGUGCGUAUCAUGGCCCGGUUUAGCCUCAAGUUAUGCAGCACC
Messenger RNA from Arachis stenosperma, 1900 nucleotides. RefSeq names its product probable pre-mRNA-splicing factor ATP-dependent RNA helicase DEAH2. The record is from RefSeq and is a predicted model, not a curated record. Gene Ontology annotation, cellular component: intracellular anatomical structure. The transcript is spliced from 5 exons. Gene Ontology annotation, molecular function: RNA helicase activity; ATP binding; RNA binding. Lineage: Eukaryota; Viridiplantae; Streptophyta; Magnoliopsida; Fabales; Fabaceae. Bases 78 to 1610 code for a protein of 510 amino acids.